ACUGUUUUCCAUUUCUUGUUCGUAAGGCUACACUUCCCACCCGCUUGGGCGAAGGACCGGCUGCUGAAUUGUGUGUGUGUGUGUGUGCGCGCGCGCGCGCGUGUGUCCCUACACGUUUUCUGGGGUGUCCGCGCUUCUCGGGGAGCGAAAUUGCUCGGGCUGGUGCGUCUGGGCGUGAGUGUGCCCGCCUGCCAGUGCCGGCUGCCGGAGGAGGAAAGGGCUGCUAAGGAGAGAUGCUGCACCCUGCACGGCGCUGGGCUCUGAGGCUUCAGGGCGCGAAGAGCUAAGUCCACCCGGAAUGCAGCGCUGCUGGGGAUCCAGGCGUCCCCACCCACUGGGCUCUGCUCCACGGUCAUCCCACCUCCUGGUAAUCCUUGGGGUCUUCCCCAAGGCCACACUCGCGAGUCUCUUUUCCGGCGAGGUCUGGGUGCUCCUUCACCACGGACUGCGGAGAGGAGGGAGUUGUGGCCGGGGCAGGAGGAACAGGUUGGGACACUUGGAAGUCUACCAUUGUACAACAUGCUGCCGUUAAGACUCUCACCUACCUUUUCAUUGGGAUGUCAUCUGUUAGCCAUUGUGGCUCUCUUAUUUUCCCACGUGGACCUUGUAAGUGCUGAGACAGAAAUGGAAGGAGAAGGCAAUGAAACCGGCGAGUGUACUGGCUCGUAUUACUGUAAGAAAGGGGUGAUUUUACCCAUUUGGGAGCCCCAAGACCCUUCCUUUGGAGACAAAAUUGCUAGAGCUACUGUGUAUUUUGUGGCCAUGGUCUACAUGUUUCUCGGAGUCUCUAUCAUUGCCGACCGGUUCAUGUCCUCUAUAGAAGUCAUCACAUCUCAAGAAAAAGAAAUAACCAUAAAGAAACCCAAUGGAGAGACCACCAAGACCACUGUGAGGAUCUGGAAUGAGACCGUUUCCAACCUGACCUUGAUGGCCUUGGGAUCUUCUGCUCCAGAGAUUCUCCUUUCAGUAAUUGAAGUGUGUGGCCAUAACUUCACUGCAGGAGACUUGGGUCCUAGCACCAUUGUGGGAAGUGCUGCAUUCAAUAUGUUCAUCAUUAUCGCACUUUGUGUUUACGUGGUCCCAGACGGAGAGACGAGGAAGAUUAAGCAUUUGCGUGUGUUCUUUGUGACGGCAGCCUGGAGCAUCUUUGCCUAUACCUGGCUUUACAUUAUUUUGUCUGUCAUCUCUCCUGGGGUCGUGGAGGUCUGGGAAGGUUUGCUUACCUUCUUCUUCUUUCCCAUCUGCGUCGUGUUCGCUUGGGUAGCAGAUAGGAGGCUUCUGUUUUACAAAUAUGUCUACAAGAGGUAUCGGGCUGGCAAGCAGAGGGGAAUGAUUAUCGAGCAUGAAGGAGAUAGGCCAUCUUCCAAGACCGAAAUUGAAAUGGAUGGGAAAGUGGUCAAUUCCCAUGUUGACAAUUUCUUAGAUGGUGCUCUGGUUCUGGAGGUCGAUGAGAGGGACCAAGAUGAUGAAGAGGCUAGGCGAGAAAUGGCUCGGAUUCUGAAGGAGCUCAAGCAGAAGCAUCCAGAGAAAGAAAUCGAGCAAUUAAUAGAACUAGCUAACUACCAAGUCCUAAGUCAGCAGCAAAAAAGUCGAGCAUUUUACCGCAUCCAAGCUACUCGCCUGAUGACUGGAGCUGGCAACAUUUUAAAGAGGCAUGCAGCCGACCAGGCGAGGAAGGCUGUCAGCAUGCAUGAGGUCAACACUGAAGUGGCUGAAAAUGACCCUGUGAGUAAGAUCUUCUUUGAACAAGGAACCUAUCAGUGUCUGGAGAACUGUGGUACCGUCGCCCUGACCAUUAUCCGCAGAGGUGGUGAUUUGACUAACACUGUGUUUGUUGACUUCAGAACAGAGGAUGGCACAGCCAAUGCUGGGUCUGAUUAUGAAUUUACCGAAGGAACUGUGGUCUUCAAGCCUGGUGAGACCCAGAAGGAAAUCAGAGUUGGCAUCAUCGAUGACGAUAUCUUUGAGGAGGAUGAAAAUUUCCUGGUGCAUUUGAGCAAUGUUAAAGUAUCUUUGGAAGCCUCAGAAGAUGGCAUCCUGGAAGCAAAUCAUGUUUCUACACUCGCUUGCCUCGGAUCUCCUUCCACCGCCACUGUGACCAUUUUUGAUGAUGACCACGCAGGCAUCUUUACCUUUGAGGAGCCCGUGACUCACGUGAGUGAGAGCAUUGGCAUUAUGGAGGUGAAGGUACUGAGAACAUCUGGAGCUCGAGGAAAUGUUAUCGUUCCCUAUAAAACCAUCGAAGGGACUGCCAGAGGUGGAGGGGAGGACUUUGAGGACACUUGUGGAGAGCUCGAAUUCCAGAACGAUGAAAUUGUGAAGAUCAUUACCAUUAGAAUAUUUGACCGUGAGGAAUAUGAGAAAGAGUGCAGUUUCUCCCUUGUGCUUGAGGAACCAAAAUGGAUAAGAAGAGGAAUGAAAGGUGGCUUCACAAUAACAGGCCAACCUGUCUUCCGGAAAGUUCAUGCUAGAGAACAUCCUAUUCCCUCUACUGUAAUCAUCAUUGCAGAGGAAUGUGAUGACAGGCAACCACUGACCAGCAAAGAGGAAGAGGAGAGGCGCAUUGCAGAAAUGGGGCGCCCCAUUCUGGGAGAACACACCAAGCUGGAAGUGAUCAUUGAAGAAUCCUAUGAAUUCAAGAGUACCGUGGACAAACUUAUUAAGAAGACAAACUUAGCCCUUGUGGUGGGGACAAACAGCUGGAGGGAGCAGUUUAUUGAAGCAAUCACUGUCAGUGCUGGGGAAGAUGAUGACGACGAUGAAUGUGGAGAGGAGAAGCUGCCCUCCUGUUUCGAUUACGUGAUGCAUUUUCUGACCGUGUUCUGGAAGGUCCUCUUCGCCUUCGUCCCCCCUACAGAAUACUGGAAUGGCUGGGCCUGUUUCAUUGUCUCCAUCCUCAUGAUCGGCAUACUGACAGCUUUCAUCGGAGACCUGGCUUCCCACUUCGGAUGCACCAUUGGCCUGAAAGAUUCUGUGACCGCAGUAGUGUUCGUCGCCCUCGGCACUUCGGUACCAGACACAUUUGCAAGCAAAGUGGCAGCCACGCAGGACCAGUAUGCAGAUGCGUCCAUAGGGAACGUCACCGGCAGCAACGCGGUGAACGUCUUCCUGGGGAUCGGCGUAGCCUGGUCCAUCGCGGCCAUCUACCAUGCAGCCAAUGGGGAACAGUUCAAAGUGUCCCCUGGCACGCUAGCUUUCUCUGUCACUCUCUUCACCAUUUUUGCUUUCAUCAAUGUGGGGGUGCUGCUGUAUCGGAGGAGGCCGGAAAUCGGAGGUGAGCUGGGUGGGCCCCGGACUGCCAAGCUCCUCACGUCCUGCCUCUUUGUGCUCCUAUGGCUCUUGUACAUUUUCUUCUCCUCCCUGGAGGCCUACUGCCACAUAAAAGGCUUCUAAAGGAACAAUCAGAUAUAGUAAAUUUAUAUAUAUAUAUAUACAUAUAUAUACAUAAAAUAUUAUGUAUAAUGAACAGAGGAAACUGACAUUUGUCAUGUUCACUUUACCUGCUGAUGGAAUCCAGCUUCAAGAGCAGACUGUGCUAGGGCCGAAGUGAGAAACCAUCACCUCCCACUCCCAGGGGCAUCGUCACAUUGAACAAAGGCGUGGAGGCAGGGGCAUCUGUGCAGCUCAGCCUAGAAGGACUGUGUUCCCUCCAGGUUCAUAAAUCGUUAAGUCUUUGAUUUUGUUUUCUGUUUCUGCUUGGUUUGGGUGGGGGCUGGGAGGUGGCUGAUGUUUGACUUUUGUGUUCUGUCGUUUUGUUGGGAGGGUCAAAGUUUUUGUUUCUCUUGUGGGAGGUGAUGACCAAUCUAAAUGCAAAUGGGUUUUUGGUAAAAAUUUAAAUCAUUACAAUUACUCUCUCCAAACACUUUGAAAAAUUAUUUUGGGUUAAGAAAGGAUAUGGGCAUGGAAAAGCAGCAUGUCUUCACUAGGUCACUAAAUUUCAUGCUUAUCUCUGGAACAUGAGCAGAGGUAAAGCUGCCUCUGAGAAGAAGCAUGGGAGCUCGAAUGCAGCCAGGAAGAGUGAUGGUUCUAGAUACAGUCGGAUAUUUAAAGAUACGAUGCCUGGCACUCUUGUUCAACAGGUACAGGAAUAAUGUGCCUCGAUUCCCAAGAACAUGCAAAAUCAUUUAUUUCUUAUCUCUUUAGCUCUGGACUGUGAUUAGCAAGGCCCUUAUUCUGGUUUUCCAGCCUGGCUAACCGCCCCCUGCCCAGGCCCCCAUCCCAAACCUCCUCCUCCUGCCCACCACCUCUCAUGCAAACAGGAAUAACCCCACUCAAAAAGCAUAUCAUCCUUUUCCAUUUGCAUCACUGUGUCCCAGUCCCAUGUUUGCUGUUGCCUGGGAUCAUUCAUCGGUUUUAUUUUCAAAAGCAUCCAUGGCUUGCACAGUCCUGUUCCAGUCAUGACUGAACAUUGGCUCCUUCUUCAUGUGCCUGUUUGGGAAUGUUGUUGUGAUACCUGUUACACAGUGCAUGGAUGAAAAACAAAAUAAGCGUAUCUGUAUAUAGUAGAGUAUAGCGCAUACUGUUCUCCCAUUCAGCAAUGUUGACUGGACAUUGAAGACAUAAGUGAGUUUGUGAGUUUCCUUUUCACCUGAGUUGUAACGUUCGUGUUGUUACUGAGUUUGAUUUUACUAGGGAUAAAAGGAGAAAAUGGCUUAUUGUUCAUGGACCUGCACAUUCAUUUCUAAGAAGCAAUAACAGUUCACUGGGAAGUUAAAGCUAUUGAGAGGACAGCAGGCAAACUACCAAGUAUCUUCAUGGAAAAUUAGCCAUGCGGAAUACACCAGAGGCCUCUAAACAGUCACCUGUUGAUUCUGGAAGGCCAAGAAGAGAGGUAUAGAGCAGUGGCUGGAUUCUAUGUGCCCGGGCUUUGAGAGCCUCCAUAUCCAUGACACCCCUGCCCCUAAAGUAUUUAUUUCACUUCUGCUCUGUCUGGCACAGAUGGUAGAUAGUGGUUUGUUCAUUUUAUUUUUUUAUGUAAAAGGCUAUUUUGAGCCCUGUUUCUUUCAUCACCCAGACUCCUCUGAUUGUAUCUGCAGUUCCUGAGUAGGAAAGGAGCCAGGGAGACCAAUGGGCCUUUACAAGUGCAUCUUCUGUACUUAUGACUAAGGAAUAAGCAAUUAAAUGAGAUUAGUGCCUCCCAGGAGGAUUGCGCUGGGAGGUUUUUCACCCUGGAAAAGGAAUGGCUCUUUCUAUCUCAAAAUACCAAAGAGCAAGGAUAAACCCAACAUUCCAAAGUAGUGAAUCCAAUAAUGAGGAAAAAUGGAAAGACGUUGGUCCCGUCUCAGAGACUUCUCUAUCUAUAAAGAAUCCCAGGCCAGAGACACCACUGGCCCUUUGUUUUGAUUCAAAGAUGCUUAAGAGAUAAAAGCUGUUCAGAGUUAUUUCCUCUUUUUCUACUCAGUAAUCAUGAUCAUUCAUCAUUUAAUAAACAUUUGGUGACUGAAUAAUUAAAUGCUGGUUACUACUCAAUAUGCCAGGUACUGUGCUACUCUUGGGGCCUAAACCAUGAACAAGAUAGUCCAGAUCCCUGCCCUCAGGGGGCUCACAGCUAAUGUGAUUGCUAUUUCCAUGGGUAAAAGUUAGCACAGCCAUAUGGAAACAGUUUUAUCUUGCAAGGAAAAACACAAUUACAAAACUCUUAACAUAAACAUGUUGAAAAUGUACCAAUAUAGUUGUCCAAAUAUCUAAGAUUUUAACCAAGAGGUAAAGCACAGGUUAGGGGAAGCAUCCUAUGUAUCCCUGGCUGAUCUUGCAGCUAUAUACACCUCCCCAUUGUAAGCCAAGAAAGGCAAUCAUGUUGGUGAUCCAGAUGACUGAAAAGGUCCAAUUAACCCCAGCUUUUAUCUUUGUUGGUCAACAGUACUUUUCUACACCCCACAGUCUACAGUUCCUCAUAUCUCCAGGAGACUCACCCCAGCAGGCCAUGGCCCAACACUGUGGGUCUAAGUCUUUUGGGGGCACAUUCUAACCCAUUUUUUUUUUUUUAAGAUUUAUUAAAUGGAAAGCUAGCCUAGAAAACACCAAGUAAAUAUAGUCCAAGGAUGUAGGUUAUUUAAACAUUAGAUUUUGCACUCAAUUUUAGCCAUAUUUGGAACGUCGAUAAUCCCAUAGCAAAUUUUCACAGAGGACUUUCAGAAAUUCUUACCAUUGAAUUUUAAUUUCAAAGCUUUUUGGUUUGUUUGCUUUUUCAAGUUUCAUGUUAUAGGGAAAAUAUGAUUCUGAUUGUUCAGAGUUGUUAAUAAUUGUAGUUGUGUAAAAUUACUUCAUUUUAUUUUGUGUGUAUUGUGCACAGCUUUAGGGGGGAAGUGCACGAAUUGUGCCGUUCCUUAUAAAUGGUACACAUUAUUGACACAGACAAAUAAAGUUUCUAAUUGUUUCUGAUUUAAUCACUAGUGAUAUAGCAUAAUCUGUAUGGAAUGUUUCCUCUCAUUGUCAUUGACUUCAUUUUUGUUUUCAUGUUUUGAAGAAAUAAAGACCAAAAAGGUAUUAUUGUGCAGUUGGUAUCCUCAUCCAAAAGAAAGAAAGAAAUAGAUCCCAGUAUUCAGACUUGCAAAUGUCAAUCCUUUGGUCAUACAAGGUUUCCUUUUUAAUGUCCCAAGAGAGCAGAGUGUGAGAAUAUGUGUCUAUCUGAUGGUACAGAGAUAAAUGUUGGAUGUUUCUCCAUUUCACGAAUUGUUUUUUUUUUUUUUUUACAUCUUUUAGUACCACUUUAUCCUUUCUGCAUCCCAGAACAUGAACCUAUAAACAGUUACACAUCAGACCACUUUUUAGCAGAAUAUUACAGCAAAUAAAUCAAGCCCAAUGAAAUUGAUCAGAAGUAACUAGUUGUUUCCUAAGGGAUACUUAGUAUCAUAUACUAUAUUCCUCUUGAUUCCCAAAAGAACUUCCUGUAAUAAUUUCUGAUUAAUUACCUGUUAUUGACUUUAUGUAUCAUAUAGUCUAUAGUAUAGGAAGAGGCGACACCAGAAAUCAGCAUUUGUGAAAAAAAAAAAGUGACCUCUCGUUUGUGUACUUAUUUGCAAGUCUACAUUAAUAUCAGUGGAUUCAGUUCUUAUAAUAGAAUCCGUCCACUGUAUACAUGUAAAUGAUAAUUUAUUCAUUUGAUCAUCUUUUUAAAAUUUGCUUUGAAUUCAUUAUGUCUAUAUAUGAUUAUGUGUGGCACGCUUUCACAUAUGAAGGAAAUAAGGUAUAAUUUAAAUAUUUUCUUGGAUCAACAAUUAAUGUCUCCUAGUUACCAAUCUUUGGUUUAACACAAAAUGAGCAGCCAACAUUUAUUUCUUUAAAUACCAAAGACAGUAAUUCAAUGACCAGAGUAGUCUUCACUGUUUAACUACCCUUCAACAAAAUGUCAUGGCUCAAUGAUUCGCAACCUCUUAUAAGCUAAUUUUAGUUCAAAGAUAAUGAAUGAUUCAAGCCCACCACCAGUGAAGAUUUCAGAGAGCUUUGCUUUCUAUACAGAAUAAAAGCAACAAGUAAAACUGUUUUUCAAAGAAAAAAAAAUAUGUUCUUUUAAACCACCCUGCAGGUAUUCUGAUAGGUGGAUCCCAUUCACAAUGACAAUCCCUAACACAGCGUCUUUCCCCCAGUGGUCUCACAGGUAACAGAAGCACUUUGCCUUUUCCACACAGGGCUAGAUUCCUUGUUGAUUCCCCAGCCCAGGAUCCCUGAUCCUAAUCUGUCAAAAUAGAGAUUGACUGGUUUGUUCUACACAUAUCUGCAAUUAGAAAAACAAUAAAUUUCCUCCCGUAGAUGAUGAAGCCUUCCAUUCUCUAACAGCGACAAAACAUCACCUUCUCAAGAAUGUAAAUCAGCCCCUUUAAGACUUCUUUUAAAAAGUGUUUCCUGGUUCAAGAAGUAGAGUGUCUCUUUUGAUUCUGGUUUUCUGUCUCUGAUCUUGGGCAGUUGCAUUUAGAGCAAGUAUAGUUUCGUAACUUCAAGAACAUUUGGCCGUUUCAUGAUUGACAAUGCACAACCUUAAAUCUCUCCCAAAUUUACAAGUGGCACUCACAGCUUUUGUUAUAAUAAUCAAUUCCCUCGGCAAAAGCAUUGUAGCUGUUGGUAAAAUGUAGCAUUUUAACUGAUAAACGAGUGAAUUAUGUAGAAGAGCUUCACACAAUCAUAUUUUUCUUACAGAGAAAGAAAGAUGCUGCUAUGAGUGCAUUUAUUAGCUUUCAUUCAGAUCUACCUACAGAUUUUUGUUAAUGGACUGUAUUUCUGCUCUUCAAUAUUACAUUUCAAUCACUUCUAGCUAUGUUGUCUUCCACCCAACACAUUGUAAGUGUUCCGUGGUCCAGAUGGUAUUCCACCUACAAGGACAUAGGGAGGGGAAACAAUUGCACUAGUUAGGUAUUUCAUUGUUGGAGCUUAAUCAGGCCAUGGUUAAUGACCUCCCAAGGCAGAGAAUGUCCUAUAGAAAGAACAACCACUGAGAGCUAGGUCUCCCAAGGGAGAGCACACUUCAGCUUUCCAGCCCACAAGAACUAGUGAGUAGCUUCCUAUGACUUCUCCCCCUGCCUGCCAAGAUGUCCAAAAAGAUGUCCUCAGAGGCUCUACCAAUUUUCACUUUCGCCAAAGUUCCUCUGAUUUAAUCUAAGGGACCUUUAAAUAAACACUCAUUCUAUAUAUUACUAUUUUGAUGUAUUUGUAGGAAAGAACAUUACUUCAUAACUUCAAAAGGCAACAGGACUUUGUAGGUCAAACCACAACUCAUAUCUUUACAAGGAAGACUCGCUUGCCCAGAAUCACCCUAUCUGUAAUCAGUGAAGUACUUGACCUACUCACAUUCUUUAGAAUCAUGCUGUCCUAACUUUAUCAAAGAUCUGGAGAGGGAUUCACUUUGAAAUAAGCAAUCUUAGUCUUUCUUUUCCCUAAUUCCAAACAUUUGUAUUUCUUCCAUGCUUAUUCCCAUCCUAUUCAUCACCCUUAGUAAUGCUCACUAUUACCUCUCAGCAAUGGAGAGAGGCUCAUGAUAAAGUGCUCUGGGCAUGUUUUUCUGAAAGUGAACUUAUCAUAGGAAGAAACAAAUAUAAUGGCAUUCUACUUGGAAAACAAUCAUUUGGUAUGUAUCUCUACAUGUUUGUUUAGGAGAGAUUAUACCCUAUACCUACCCACUACAGCAGUAUUGAUUUUCCUUUCUGGAUCACAUUUUUCAUGCUUCAGUGCCAUCUACCUCGCCUUUUAUCCUAUUGAUAGAUGUAGGUAUGGAUCAGGAUUAAGGAGCCCGCCCUAACACACUCACACUCACACUCAACUCCUAUGAAAGUUUCUACAAAGAAGUAUGUAAACAUAGAAAAACAUAAUGUAUAGCUUCCAUGCCUCCAAAAAAUAUGAGUGGGUCAAAUGUUUAUCUGUGGGUAUUAUAUUCCUGAUAUGCAAAUGAUAGUAAAAUUUCACAAUAAGCAAACACACCAAAAGAGAAAUUAGCUAACUUCAAUUUACCGACUCGAUUUUGACAGUUAAUGAACAGCCCAGCCCUCCCUAAUUUGUUGACCGCAAAGACAGAUCUACCUAGCCAAAUCCAAGAAUGUACUGGGGGUGACAGGGGACUUAAUACACUAGCAGCCCUCUAUAUUGGAAAUUGUUUAUUCACCGAGGAGGAUCUGGCCCAGAGACUUCCAAAGACCUCUCUCUACAUUCCCAAGUUGAAAUAACCCACUUUAAAUUCACAGAACUUUUUAUUAGACCCCUUGAACCCACAUGGUAGGACAAGAGAUCAAUUCUCUAGGGAGAGCUUUCUUAAAAAUGUGAUUCUGUUUGUUAUGGCCCUAUUUUCUCAUGUGAAGAUCCUAUUCUUUCCAAUUGGAAGGAACAAUUCUAAUAACCAAAUAUAAAACCGCUUUUCAAAAUGUUUCACUUAAAAAAUUAACUUUAUAAAUACUUAAGAUAAAAGUUAUAUGACCUAGCCAGUUCAGAGAAAAAUAAUUUUCUCUAUACGUACAUUUCUCUACCUUCUUACACUUAUCUUAACAUUAAACUUUGAAAAAUGCUCCAAAGAAGAAAUCUUGAAAGAUUUUACAUUCUAAUAAUGUUCGUGUAAGUGAAUAAUAUGGCUAAAAUAGUGUUUUAGGUGACAAUUAUCUAUGUUUUGACAGAACACACUUAAAAAUGAGAGAAUUUAGCACAAAUGUGUGAGGUAAUAUUUCAUCACAGAUUACUCUUGUCUAAAAUAUUUGAAUAUCAUUAACCCUAAGGAAGAUAAAUUUCCAGUUUCCAAAAACAGUAGUACAAUUUCAGCUUGUGAUCUGUUUUUAUAUGAAAAUCAAAGCUGGGCAUACAUAACUUUUGACUUUGGCAAACCCCCCCCAAAAAAGUAUGCUUUUGGCCCUUUUCCAUAUUAUUGAGUCAUUUUGUGGAAUACACUGGAUCUAUACAGGUGUCUCAUAAAAAUGCCUUCAAUGAUUUCCCUUUUUUUUUUUAGGCCAAGAAGUUUCUAAAUUUUAGAACUUGACAAUUUAAUUUAUAAAAGGCUGACUCCAUUUUGAUGUUAUUAACAUUUCAGAAUUUUAAUAUUUUAAAUAAUCAUCAGAUGGGAUAUUGAGCUUGAGUCUAACCCAAAUAAACAAUAAAGCCCAAAAAAGACCUACCAGUAGUUAAAAGGCUUCUUAAACACUGGCCUUUUCAUGCAAAGCAAAUAGAAGGGCUGUUUUGACCUCUUUUUUUCUACCAGAGGUUACCAUUUUAAUGAGUAUAAAAACAAAAAGUAUUUGAAAUGGUAGUUUGAAGAUUUUUUUAAUAAGAAUUAGACACAGUUUCUGCAUUAAAUCUCCUCUAUCCCAUCUUUUCCUAGGGCACAGAGAUACAUACAUAAAUACAAAAACAGACAAUGUAUGUCAAAUAACUUGAACUACAUUUUUGGAUGUCUAAGAUUACCCUAAAAGGUCAUGUCAGGUUAAGUAUUCCUUUUAUCACAUGUCUUUUAUAAAUGAAAAAAGGGAGAGAAAUACAGAAGGAAACACAUUCCUGAUUUUCUUUUUUGUGAAAGAUGCAAAUUCAAAGUUGUUUGAAAACUGCCUAGAAUAUUAAUUAUAUGGAUCCUUCUAAAAACAUAAGUAGAUCUUUCAAAGAAAAAAAAAUCAUUUUUCUUCCCUUCAUUUAGCAAGCAUUUCUGAUAGAAAGUCUUUAGGAUCAAUUAGGGCACCCCCCUGACUUUUCCAAUUACCCUCUGUUAUUUGGAGGGUGUUGAAAACCGCUCUUGAAAAAAAUUAUGCUCGUCUAGGUCAAAUCCUGGGGGACUAAAAGGCUGAGAUUUUGUAUUUUCCCUGGCAACAUAGCACUGAGCAGGCAGGCUCCCAUACAUCACUUGACAUUUUCUAGAAAUGUGUUUUGGCACAACAGGAACAAAGGAAUGAGACUCCUACCCACUUCUGCCAUAAAAUCCUAAUCAUUUACCACCACAGAUUCUCCACUAGCUAUAAUUUACCUUAGAUAUUUUCACUGAAGCAACCCUCAACUUUCAUAUACACUGGUUGUGUGGUGCCUAGCAUUUUCCCUCCAAGAUCUUAUUAAUAGGCAAACUAACCCUUUCAACUAAGGAGUAAUGAAAUUUCUCCAAGGGGUCCAGUCAGGGUGAGGAGUGAGUAGAGAGAGGGGUAGUAAUAUUGAUGUCAGGUCAUUGGAGCCUAUUUAACCAACUGCUUCAUUACAUAUUGGACCUCGUUUGGGACUCUGACUAUUAGAAAUACUGGAAGGACUUUAUCUUAUUGCUAUUUCAACAAAAUUUUUGUGGCAUUGGAUCUAAGUAAAGGAUAACAUCAUGCAAAAACUGAAAGUCCUUUAUUAGCUCUGUUAUUGUUACAUUUUCUAAGAAAAUAUUAUCUUUGAAGUUGUAACCUAAAGUUCUUAAGAACAACAAGGAUUGUGCUGCCAUUAGUAAUCCCUUCGGAAAUUUGACACUUCAAGUCUUCUUUGAGACAGAUGAUACUGUGGUAAUGUAUGCAUGUGGCUUAAAAUAUUCUUGAUAGUCUCAGGUUGUCCUCACAGAUCUGCAUAGAUUUACUUUUUAAAAAAUGAGUCUCUUUCUCAUCAAAAUGGAUUGGGAAGUUCUCCAACCACUGGUUUCAUUUUGUUGAAAAAAAGAGUCUAGCACCCAAAGAAGCUGUGAACAGUAGGGUUGCAUCCACAACCCUUCUUCUGUGCCCCUUUGCAUAUUCCUGACUCUUAAUCCCUGUGGCACAGCUUUCAGAAACAACUGUAGGUGAUGGGAAAGCCAAAAGAAAAGGGUUGUGCUCACUUUCAAAAUGGACUAAAUCUGCUUAUCACCUUGAAACUUUUACUUAAAUUUUGAAACUUUAAACACCAAGAGGGAUGCUUUUAAAUGCCAAUUCUGAAGUCAAGAUCACAUUUUUUGCAAAGCCAUAAGGAAAAUGUAUGUUAAUUAUUGAGACAUGGGAUUUAGUAACAUCAGUGCCCAACCCUUGCUCUCCCUGCAUCCCAUUCAUACAGUAUUUAGAGGCAAACAAGCAGUUGGGAAGGGGAGAGAAAUCACUAUCAAUGUCCUAAGUCAUAUCACCAUUCAGUUACUAGAUGGGGUCAGGAACUAGACAAAAUAGAUGGGACCAAUACUAGUUCUCGAGUCUGACCACCACCCUUGCUCACCCCCAUUAUGGAUAUGGUCUGUGAACAUUAGAACAAUGCCAGAGUAUUCUUUUCACUUCAUGUGAAUAUUACCUACAGUGAUUCCUCUCUGCUCUGAGCCAGGCUGUUUUGUUUGAUGCAAAUCUUUCCAGAGUCAUACAGCUCAAUCAGAUACUUGUUGCCUGGCUGGAGAAUGAACUGGUCUUUUCAAACUGGUUGCCAUGGACCCAAUUUUCAAAAACACUAAGAAAGCAGCAUAGCCAAGUGGAUUGGACCUAGCAAGGAGUCUAAACUUAAAGGAGUGCAAUCUUGUAUUUUUUCUUCCUGGCCAGUACUCUAACCCUCCAACUCUAGAGCUCGUUUCAUUAGUAAGAUGAAAAUAAUAGUUUUGUUGCUAUUUAGGAAUCAUACCUCUUUAGAACUUGAGAGAAACCAGAACUGGUUUGGGUCCCUUUAAAACAGACAAGAUAUUUAAUAACAUUCGAAGACAAUGAAAAAGGUUCGGCACAGGCUUCUGGGUUAAAGGGGAGGGCAGAGCUUCUGACAGGCUCUCUUGAUGUUUUGUUCUUCCUUGUAAGUUUUUAUCUGUCAUGGUUCCCAGUGGAGUAUUUCCCCACACUUAUUCUGUGGGAGGAUACUAACAUAGCUCCAGACUUUGCCUUUUAUUUCCUAAUUCUCCCAGGAGAAACAGCCUUUCCUUAGCUUCUAAUACAAAGAAACAAGAAAGAAAUGACAGCUGCCUCACUGGUUGACUCACAAGUUUUGUACAGAAGUGGAGACCAUUCAGAGGAUCUUUAUAAAGUAUUUGAGGAAACAUUUCCAACUCCUAAUCAAAAGUCAGAAAUUGCUUUGACACUAGGAUCUUAAAUGUCACUUUAUCUUCCUGCCUGGUCCUCACAAAUCAAUAAGGGUUGAGAGAUGCAGAGUGUGUUUGGACGGUGCUAAUCAAUUAAAAUUCAGAUCUGGAUACUGGGGCUAGAUAAAUAUCAAAUGGCAAAUUACCUGAGAAAAAAAAAAUCAAAAGUUAAACCAAAGAGGGCAGAAAAUUAGUCAACUUAGCAAAUAUGUCUUCCAGAAUUGUUGAUUCACUUUAUAUCCAGUCAAAACUUUAAAAAAAAAAAACAAAACAAACAUCUAUAUAGUCAAGGCUGUGAAACAAUUUUUAAAUCAAAUGGCAGAGUCUAUUUUUUUCAAUCCUACAAUUCUACAAACCUCAAGCAUUUAUUGUGUGCAAAGUAUUGUAUUAGGCACCCUGAGAAGAUAUGAAGAAUUCAAGACAAAGUAGUUUUAAGAAAAUUAACACUAGGGGCGCCUGGGUGGCUCAAUAGUUAAGCGUCUGCCUUCGGCUCAGGUCAUGAUCCCAGGGUUCUGGGAUCGAGCCCCGCAUCGGGCUCCCUGCUCGGUGGAAAGUCUGCUUCUCCCUCUCCCACUCCCCCUGCUUGUGUUCCCUCUCUCACUGUCUCACUGUUUCUCUGUCAAAAAAUAAAUUAAAUAUUUUUAAAAAGAAAGAAAGAAAAUUAACACUAGUCCUGAAUUCAGUUAAGAAGAGGCCAUGUAGCACUCAAAUUAACCUUCCAUUUUGUUGGAGACAUUUUACCAAUUUCAGGCUGCUUAAUGGAGCCAUUCUGAAAUCUUUCAAGAAGCUUUUCUUUAAUAGAAAUAGAAAUACUAAUUUUCUUAACUUCAUAAUCUUUCACCAAUGAGAUAAAUGAUUUCAGACUCAACUAACAGAUCCUGAGUCUACAAUGAGCCAAACUCUGUGUGAAGUUGACCUAUGGUCUUUCACAUUUCCAGUUGAAAAAAGCUGAUUACAAAGAUCAUUUGUCUCCCCAUUCCUGAAUUUUUUUCUAUUGGGUGUUGAUACUAAGACAUCACUGGAUUUUCUUUACUCUGCCUAUUGCUCUUUUGACUUUGAGGCAUCUGGCUAUAUUUCAGUUACAACUCCAGCUGUCAUAUUUUAACAGCCAACUAGAAGAGACUUCAGUCCCCACAUCUGAAUACACAAGGUUCUCUUCAUUUCAAAAUCAAAUAGUCAUCAGAGAAGAGACCCAAAGGCUCUCCUCUUUUGAAAAUUAGUAUUUGUUUCAGAGGGUUAUGAAUCUUCGGCUCUUUCUGAACUUGAAUUCCCUCAUCAUUAAAGGAGGGACUUUACCUUUAGCUUGCUUUCCCAGAACACAUCAAGCCCUACAUAAUCUGUGGUUCCCUGUUAUCAUCCACUGGGUAUGGAUGAAGGUGCUUUCCACUGUGAAUCAGUUUCUCCUCAUAAUACUUGAUUACAAGUGUCAAGCCAAUAAAACAUUAAGUCUGAUGGGAAUUUAAAGGUUUAUUUUGAAAUAAUUCUUGUGAGUUGCUAGAAAAAAAUUUCCCUUCCCAAAGAGGGAGUGAAAAGUUUCUCCCUUUGGGGUAAACUUACAAUAGAAAAUUUAAUGAGAUUGGAAUGGAUUCCACAUUAGUGACCUUUAUAAGGCUGAAUCCACUAUCCUUCUAAAUGUAAACUUUAAGUUCACAUAAUUUCCCAUAAUAAUUCCACUUACUUUUCAUUCUUUGUACUCAAUGACAACCUUUUAGGAGAGAGACUGACAGCAGUUAUUUUAUACUAAAGUAAGUGAAUACAAACAGGAUAUGUGUUGACCAGAGAGAAAGAUAUUAAAAGACUGUAAAGGAAGAUGAAAAAGGAAUUUUAUUUGCUCCAAAUUCAACUCUUUCUCAAGCCUCCCUUGUUACAGAGAAAAUGACCACUCAAAAAGCUUUUAAAGACUUAAAUCCCACCCCUAGCAAUCAUCUGGUUUGCCCAUAGUGCAACUGCCUCAUUAGCAAUCUGAAAUUACACACAGUUGGAGAAAAUAUAGCAAGAGAAUGUAGGCAUUGCCAUGGGGAAAAGAAAAAGCAACCAUGGUGAACUCUGCUUAUAUAAACAAAAAAAUGUCUUAGUGGAAUAAACGUAAGCUUUCUCUUGAAGGAAUCCCAGUUAGAAUGUCAUUAGAAAUGGCAAAACCAUUUCAACAUCAUAACAGUCAUAUAUUCCAGCUUUAUUAGCACUGAGGGGGCCAAAUUUGUCAGGGGGAAAGGUAAACAAACGUUCCCAGCACUGUAACAGAUAAAGUGAUCUCAUGAACCUCCCUGUUGAGAGAAAAAAAAUAGGUAAUAUUUUUCUGUAACUAUAUUAAUGUCUAUGACUUCCACCUAGGGAGAGAAUGAUUUUUUCCUUCUCAUUACUAAUCUUUAUAUAGAGCUGCUGUUCAGUUGCAGUAGGCAUGGUAUUUUUAUAUUUUGAUAAGUCCCUCAUAUUGACUUUGACCCCUAUUUCACGUUUGAUCAGGAGAUCCUAAAUUGGAAAGGUAGGAUUUUCUGUCUUUUUUUUAAACAAAUCUGCACCAUAAGCAUUUUCUAAAGAUGACUGCCUUAAGCCAUCUAAGUGGCUCUGUCAAUCAGUGGUAGGUGCUUAGUGUAAGGCAGAGAAGCUGUGAAUAGAUUGAGACUCCCUUAUGCAUAGGCACCUGCUCAUUCAGACCCUCAUGUCUCUUCCCCCUCAAGUCCUUGUACCAAUCCGGUCUCUUGAACUGACCCAGCUCCACCUGUCAAACAAAUGGCAGUCUCUACGUGCGCUGACAGUUUGUUCAACUUAAUUCCUCAUCAACUGAAUUUCUCUGACGUUCUUGCCCUCUCUUUACUCAUGUAGGUAGGUCCUUACAUUUGAUAUACUUUAAAAAAGAUUUUACUAGAAAAAAAAAAUCAACAAAACUUUGUGCUUAGUGAAGAAGCUGUGAACAAACUUUACUAUUAUGUUAAUCACCUUGAGGUAAUAGGGAGAAUAUCACCUGUGUGGCAAGAGAGAACCUUAAUGCUAUUACUAAAAUAAUACCCUCUGCAGGGAAACUGUAAAGUCGCCUACAAAGCCUUUCAAAGGCGGCCUGGCUAGCUCAGUCAGUUGAGCAUUCAACUCUUGAUUUUGGCUCAGGUAAUGAUCUCAGGGUUGUGAGAUCAAGCCCCAUGUCAUGCUCCGUGCUGGGGUGGAGCCUGCUUAAGAUUCUUUCUCUCGGGCGCCUGGGUGGUUCAGUUGGUUAAGCGACUGCCUUCGGCUCAGGUCAUGAUCCCGGAGUCCCUGGAUCGAGUCCCGCGUCGGGCUCCCUGCUCGGCAGGGAGCCUGCUUCUCCCUCUGACCCUCCCCCCUCUCAUGUGCUCUCUCUCAUUCUCUCUCUCACAAAUAAAUAAAUAAAAUCUUUAAAAAAUAAAAUAAAAAAAAGAUUCUUUCUCUCCCUCUGCCCCUUCUCAAAAAAAAAAAAAAAAAAAGCCUUUUAGAGACUCAAAUUUAAUGGUAUGGAAAAAUAUUCCCUUCAGAGGCAGGUCAUAGGUUAGAGCACAAGUUUGAUGCACAUUUUACUUAAAGGUUUGCACUUAAACUGCUGAACCUCUCUUUCUCUAAUAUUAAAUUAGCAUCUAUUGAAUCUGUCCCUUACCUACAUUAUAAAAAUGUCUUGUGGGGGGUGGGGGAUCUAAUACCGACCUUCACCUUCCACGUGGAAAAGCUUUGUCCUGGGAGCACAUUAAGGUGAUUUGGGUAACUACAGUGUGUUUUAGAAUAAGCUACUGCAGUGAUUCUUAACAUUUGGUCCCCAACAAAGCAGUAUCAGCAAAAACCUUGAAAUUUGUUAUUUAUGUAAAUUCUCUGGUCUUACCAGGUACCCCAGCCCAGACCUAUGAAUCAAAUUCUAGAAGUGGGCCCAGCAAUGUGGCCUCUGACAAGCCCUUAAGGAUGAUUCUGGUGCAUAUUCAAGUUUGAGAGCUACUGAACAAUGCUCUGAGAGGUCCAGGAAAGUUAAUGUUGCCAAUAAACUCUGCUUCCUCAGAGGAAAAAGCUUAAAAGCUAAAAUGGCAAGUUCCAUGUGGGCCCAAAACAUUCUGAUAUAUGGACAGAAAUGUUCACUGUUUGGACUUAAAGUAUAAUUUGGAGGCAAAUUAUUCCUUACAAAUAUUCUUUCCUGGCAUAACUGAGUUUCAGGCAGGCUCUCCAGAGAGAUUUCUAAUCAACUUUUCUAGUUCUUUCAAAAAACCAACAACUAAUCUGCUUUGUUUGACUGGCCCAGGGCCCCUAGAAUGACCUUGGACACUUUUCUCUUGAUUGACGAGCUCUGGACCAUUUGCCUUAAUGCUACACCACCAUGUACCAGUACUAAGUUAUACUUAAUGACACAUUCUACUGGUUUAAAGACUGGGUGUAAACUGAUUAACCUAAAAUGACUACUGGUUAUGAGUGAGUUUUGGUUUAGAAGAUAGGUCCAAAGGUCAGUAUGGCUUAUCAAACCCGGAAACCACAGACAGUGUAGACACCAUCCCAAGUCCCUCAGGAGCUCCUUUCUAGGCUCUGUCAUUUGAAUUGGUGCAGGAAUGGAGUGGAGAGUCAGCAAGUGACUUCGUUUAUAGUCAGGUCUUGCAAAGAGGUCUUGCAAAAUAGAACUUAAGAUUGUUAUUGUGUGUGUACAUGUGUGUAUGUUUCCUAAAAUCUCACCUGUAAAGAUCACACGUAUAGGUACUUAAAACAUCCAUAUACAUUUUGCCCCCCUUUUUGAGGGAUCCAGAAAAGUAAUUCAAAGUGUACAAAAGGCAGCCUAAAAUGGAGGCUUAACCAUGAUAUUCUGGAGAAUUCUAUAACUGUCAUUCACUCCAGGCCUCCCUUCAAAGGAGUCAGUUUGUCAGAUAUUUUGGAAUGACUGCUUUUUCAGGAAUUACUGAAAAAGAAUAACUGAUACAUCAUAAUGUGUUCUGCCUGCUUCUCUAAAAAUAUGUGCUCCUCUCCUGUUGCUGGUCAAAAUUUGAGCAUUUGAGUGUCUGUGUUCUGUCUCCAAGAAUAUUUCCUCAUUGGCUCUUUCCCCAUUAUCCUAUUUCUCUUUCAUACCUGAUCACCAAAUAGCUCCGGCUAAAGCAGUCCCUCCUUCCUCCAUCUCCACAAUUGUAUAGUAUCCAUUUACAUAUUCUUUUACUAAAAGUUAAAGUCUAAGAGGAUGCUUUCUAGAAUAAUCACCAAUGUCAAGACGUUGGUAAUGGGAAGCACACCUUUGGGGGGGGGGGGGGCGGCCACACUGAAUCAGAUUGCCUGGGAUUCAGCCUCUCCAGAGGGCCUUGACCUUCUUCCAGAACUUGAGAGUCUAUUGUGUUAUUUUUACACUCUUAAACCCAGGGCAAAGUUACAGUGGUGGCUUUGCUUUAGUCCACAACCCAUGGUUUGUGUUAUUGGCUCGAGUCCUAAAACCUCGAAAAAAAACCUGGAAUAAAAAUUUCUUUCAGAAAGAGUAGGGGGAAAAGUUAUAUGCUCUAAAGACUCUUACUCAUGAGGCACAUCCAAAAGGCCUUGAUAUUAGAAGGUAACAGAGAAUUGUUUUCAUCUCCCAACAGUUUUGCCUUUCAGGGCCAUUCUCGGUGAUUUUCCUAGGUCAGUGGUGCAAUUCACUAUUCCAAUAAGCCAUAAUAAUUGUUGGCACAACUUAUUACAAUGGGACUUUCCUGGGUUUCAUCCAUUAAUUUUUGUAGACAGUAGUAAGCUCACGCUGAGAAGACAUUGGUAGCUUCCCAGACAAGGGCAAGGAAAGGAACUAGACUAUUGUCCAUACUGUAUA
This is a messenger RNA of Mirounga angustirostris (Northern elephant seal), 19184 nucleotides long. It is a transcript of the gene SLC8A1, whose product is annotated as solute carrier family 8 member A1. Lineage: Eukaryota; Metazoa; Chordata; Mammalia; Carnivora; Phocidae. Gene Ontology annotation, biological process: cell communication; sodium ion transmembrane transport; calcium ion import across plasma membrane. The transcript is spliced from 9 exons. Gene Ontology annotation, molecular function: calcium:sodium antiporter activity. The record is from RefSeq and is a predicted model, not a curated record. Gene Ontology annotation, cellular component: sarcolemma; axon; postsynapse. Bases 520 to 3393 code for a protein of 957 amino acids.